This is a messenger RNA of Candidula unifasciata, 408 nucleotides long. NCBI's taxonomy places the organism in Eukaryota, Metazoa, Mollusca, Gastropoda, Stylommatophora, Geomitridae. The record is from the annotation of a GenBank genome assembly.
AUGCAUACGGCGUUCGGGUGGAAGCAUACGGCGUUCGGGUGGAAGCAUACGGCGUUCGGGUGGAAACAUACGACGUUCGGGUGGAAGCAUACGGAUACGGCGUUCGGGUGGAAGCAUACGGGGUUCGGGUGGAAGCAUACGGCGUUCGGGUGGAAAAAAAUACGGCGAAAAGGGUGGAAGCAUACGGCGUUCGGGUGGAAGCAUACGGCGUUCGGGUGGAAGCAUACGGCGUUCGGGUGGAAGCAUACGGCGUUCGGGUGGAAGAAUACGGCGGCGUUUGGGUGGAAGCAUAAGAUUGAGUUCGGAUGGAAGCAUAAGGAGCAAAGCGUUCGGGUGGAAGCAUACAGCGUUCAGGUGGAAGAAUACAGCGUUCGGGUGGAAGCAUACGGCGUUCGGGUGGAAGUAUAA